Ornithodoros turicata is the source of this 5173-nucleotide messenger RNA. Its product is annotated as NPC intracellular cholesterol transporter 1-like. The transcript is spliced from 25 exons. Gene Ontology annotation, cellular component: plasma membrane. Lineage: Eukaryota; Metazoa; Arthropoda; Arachnida; Ixodida; Argasidae. The record is from RefSeq and is a predicted model, not a curated record. Gene Ontology annotation, biological process: cholesterol homeostasis; intestinal cholesterol absorption. The coding region runs from base 16 to 3867 and encodes 1283 amino acids. Gene Ontology annotation, molecular function: cholesterol binding; lipid carrier activity.
GCGAGCGCACGUGACAUGCACUUCACGGGUGAUUUCGACUGUGCGGGAGGUGUGCGGUUGUGGUGUCCAUUCAAACUUUUCUGCGUGACGCAGGUUCUAUCUUCGCCAUCACUGAUGAAUAAUUUUCGAUUUGGAUGGGUUCUCCUGCUGCCAUUUCUGUUUGUGAGCAUCAGCUGCGAUGGGUGUGUUAUGCGAGGACAGUGCGGUACUGAUCCGCUAACUCAGAAGACAAUACCGUGCAUCUACAAUGGACCCCCCAAGCCAGUCAAUUCCACAUCUCUUGCUAUGCUUCGCGAUGUGUGCCCAGAUCUGUUAAGUGCAGGUAAGAAUGCCUUCUGCUGUGACGAUACAUCAGUGGCGGAACUGGUCACAAAUCUGAACGUGUUGGGAGCCUUGCUCAAGCCUUGCCCAUCGUGCUUCUUGAACAUGGCUCGAGUCUUCUGCCACAUGACCUGCUCCCGUCAGCAGAGCGACUUCCUUGAUGUAACAUCAAACAUCUCCUCCUCCUCUCCACCAGUCACCAAUGCCACAUAUUACAUUACGGACACAUAUGCCACGAACAGUUUUCAGUCCUGCAGAGACGUGCAGCUCAGUGGCGUUCCAGUGCUGAGAAUCCUAUGUGGGGAGUAUGCGGAUAACUGCACGCCGUACACACUACUUAAGGCGUUGGGAAGUCACGACACAAUUCACUCUCCAUUCCUGAUAGACUUUUUCAUCUCAGAUGCAUCCGUUGUUAGAAAAGGCCAUGAGUACAUCCCUAUGAAUGCCCCAUACACACACUGUUGGGAGCCUGCAGUUGCCGGAGGAUUUCCAUGUGGAUGUUCUACUUGCCACUACACGUGUGGUUCACCGAAGAACUACCCCUUGCCAACAGCUCCGUGGACCUUACUGGGCAUUGAUGGCUUCUACAUCGUCAUGUCUGCCACCUACGCGCUUUUCUUUUUGAUUGUUGUGAUUGCUGUAUUGGCACGCUAUUUGAUGCUGCGUCGUCGCAAAUCUCAACAGGACUUCGAUCCUAUGCUGUCAGAUGACUCUCUUUUGGACCUGGACGACGCGGAAGCAAAAAGUGGCCAGCUGCAACGUGGGAUCAUUCUAGGCUUUACUUGGUGGGGUCGCAAGUGUGCUCGGUGUCCCUAUACUGUCCUCCUAGUGUCCAUAUUAGUGGUUGUUGCCCUCUCCUGCGGCUUGUUCUUUUUCACCGUACGCACCGACCCCGUGGAGCUGUGGUCUGCCCCCGGAAGCCGUGCCAGGCAGGAACGUGACCAAUUCAACGAUUAUUUUGGGCCAUUCUACAGAGUGGAGCAGGUUGUAAUAACUAACACCGGAGGCGAACCAUUUAAUUACACUUUGAAGGAGAACAACGAAACUGUGGCGUUUGGAGGUGUCCUGAACAGAGCUUUUUUGCAUGAGGUUGCGAAUCUUCAGGAGCGCCUGCUCGACCUGAGGGCAGAUUAUGAAGGCAGGACAAUCACCCUCCAAGAUAUCUGCUUUUCUCCGCUGAGCAAUGGUGUCUGCAUGGUACAGUCUCCACUAAACUGGUUUCUCAACAAUGCCUCUUAUCUGGACCUGAAUGUUAGUGGAUACACUUACCUGGACCAUAUAUACUACUGUUUCCACGAUGAACUGUCCCCAAGUGAUGGCCAUUUCAAUAAAAUACCGUGCUUGGGAAGCUACGGUGGGCCCAACUAUCCGUACGUAGCCCUGGGAGGGUUCAGCAAUGACAGCUACAAGGAUGCAACUGCUUUGGUCAUCACCAUCCUGGCCAACAAUCACGUUGACCCGAGUCUUCUCGGCCCUGCUAUUGCCUGGGAAAGGAAAUUCAUUGACACUUUGAAGAACUAUUCACAUCCGAAUGUUUCUAUUUCUUUCCUUUCCGAGAACUCCAUUAAAGAUGAGCUCGAUCGUGAAAGUCGGUCGGAUGUGUACACGGUCUUGGCAAGCUACAUGAUCAUGUUCCUUUACGUGUCUCUGGCCUUAGGACAGUUUCACUCCUGGAAAUCUAUCUUUGUAAGCUCCAGGAUCACCCUUGGUCUUGGUGGGGUGGUGAUAGUGCUUGCAUCGGUGGUUGCCUCACUCGGCAUCUUCAGCUAUUUCGGUUCACCUGCCACACUCAUCAUCAUCGAAGUGAUUCCAUUCCUUGUCCUGGCUGUUGGUGUAGACAACAUCUUCAUUCUGGUUCAGGGAUAUCAGAGAGAACCUGUAACUGAGGAUGAAACCAUUGAAGAUAGAGUGGCCAGAGUUGUGGGGAAGUUUGGCCCUUCUGUGCUCUUGGCUAGCAUAUCAGAGGCCACUUGCUUUCUGUUGGGUGGGUUGACUACUAUGCCAGCAGUGAGGACCUUUGCUCUCUAUGCUGGGGUGGCACUGUUGAUUGACUUCUUGCUCCAGAUCACGUGCUUUGUUGCUCUGCUCACACUUGAUGCUAAGCGUCAAGAGGCUGGCAGGUUAGAUGUUUGCUGCUGGGUUAAGACUAAAUCUGGCAAGCUCGAAGAAACAUCUUCGGGUCUUCUCUACUCCCUGUUUGAAAAUCACUAUGCUCCUGCGCUGAUGAAGCGGCCUGUUCGUCUUGCUGUCAUGCUCUUAUUUGUUGGGUGGCUCUGCUUGUCUGGAGCUGUGCUGAGCAAAAUUGAAGUGGGCCUCGAACAAGAAAUUUCCAUGCCUUUGGACUCCUAUCUUCAGGAUUACUUUAGAGCUGAAAAGUCUCUGUUGGAUGUUGGACCCCCGCUCUACUUUGUGGUGAAACCUGGUUACAACUACUCGAGUUACAGUGAACAGAAUUUAAUCUGUGGAGCUCCCGGCAGCAACUCAUAUUCCCUCACAGCCCAGGUAGAACAGGCAGUCAUCUACGAGCAGAUAACAACCAUAUCCCAGCCAGCAUUAUCUUGGCUUGAUGACUACUUCACUUGGGCCAGAACAGACACUUGUUGCAAGAUGAACGCAACUACUGGAGAAUUUUGUCCACCAUCCUCCAAAGGUUCGGAGCACUGUGUUGCGUGCCUGGCAAAUGAAACUGUGCACAAUGACAGACCCACGGGAGAGACUUUUCACAAAUUCCUUUCUAAUUUCCUGGCUGACGUUCCCAGUGCUGUCUGUCCCAAAGGAGGCCAUGCAGCGUAUGCUAAUGCUGUGCAACUAUACAACAACAUCACUGGGACUGUAGGAGCAACCCAGUUUAUGACCUACCACGGCAGCCUGAAGAAUUCUCAAAAUUUCACGGAGGCACUACGAAUGGCUCGGUUUGUCGCAGACAACAUUACACGUACGAUUAGGUUGUCGUUCCCUUCUAGCAAUGCAACCGUGUUUCCAUACAGCGUGUUCCAUGUGUUCUACGAGCAAUACCUGGACAUGGUGCACCAGUCUGCAGUUCACCUCCUCAUCUCUGUCUGUGGCGUUUUCACCAUCACUCUGCUCCUCUUGGACUUGAACCUACAUGCUGCAUUUGUGGUCUGCGCUACCAUUAUUAUGAUCCUGGUGGAUCUCAUGGGCAUCAUGUACUUCUGGAACAUCUCACUGAAUGCAGUUUCCCUCGUCAACUUGGUCAUGGCAACUGGAAUUUCAGUCGAAUUUUGCUCACAUGUGACACGAGCGUAUCUCAUCAGUGCCCAGCCAACCAAAGUGCUGCGCUCCCGUGAAGCCUUAUCAAAGAUGGGUAGCUCUGUUCUGUCAGGCAUAACGCUGACGAAGUUCGGUGGUGUAGUAGUCCUAGCAUUCUCCAAGUCACAGCUGUUCACCAUCUUCUACUUCCGGAUGUACCUGUCCAUAGUUCUUAUAGGAGCUGCGCACGGAUUAAUCUUUCUACCAGUACUGCUAAGUUACAUAGGUCCCCGCCAAGCAAGGACAAGAAAAGAGGACACCAGUUCAUCAGAGUAACACUAGUUGCACGCUUCACAAUCUCAAAAGCCUCCUUUGCAAUUUUUCAUUGUUGUGCUUCGGAAGGCUCAUUUCCUUCAGCUUGAGUUUGGGCUACGGGUAUUGCAGAGGGCUACAGGGUAGCUGAUUUUGAAGCCCCGAAGCACAGAUCGUAAACUGAUGCUGCAGACCAUGUGCCUGUUGCCCAUCUUGCCCAUACCAUGUUGCAGUUCUUUUUCUCCUUUUUUAUCUUUCUAUUUUCCUAUCAGGAGUGUCAUAUCAGAUAUAUACACAUAUGUGCAGAUUGUUUCCUUCUUUGGUAGAAGGCCACUCUAUUACAGACUACUUAAAGGUUUCCAUUCUCAAAGCUGCUUUCCCGUCAGAGUUCACGUGCCCUGCAAGACUUGUCUGUAAAGGGCUCUUGUGAUUUGCAACUCUUGCCGUGUAAGGAACAAACUGACAGUAAAAGAUAAUGUGAAUUGUAGCAAUAAAGAAACAUUGGUGGUAGACAUGAAGCAAGCAGUUUAGAGCACGAAAGACAAGAAAAUGAAUGGUCAGUUUUUCAAAGUGUGGUCCCCCCCCUCAGAAUGGUAUGUCAGCCGUUGUGAAUCCUGAGGGGGGAAAGCUGUGUUGAUCUCUUUUCUUACAUAAUGUUCUCCAGGAUUGCUGCUCGUUUCAUGGUUGUUGCCACAAAGGUACAGCUGCGGAAGUAUAGUCCUGGGGAACACCCCUUAGUGUGUGUAGUGCUAUUGUGAGCUUUAUGAAAGGGAGCACGCAGAUAACCUCCUCUGCCACUUGUGGCGGCGCUCGGUGGCGAAAUAUGAAGGUAAAGUCUAGUGCUAGCUCCCCCGCUCUAUCAGUCUGUGACACCAGGCCGUAACAGUGUCCCUCGGGAAUAUCAGCUGUCAAUGGAGUGCAGCAGGACCGACGACAACACAAGAUACGGCGGUGCCCUUUCCACUUCCAUGCAGAAUGAGCCACAAGGUGUGACACUUCCUUCCAUUUUAUAAAGCUCUCAAUAGUCUACAGUUGUAAAUUUUGUAUGAUUUCAAUUCCUUUUUAGUGUGCUGCCUGCACCCACUCUAUCAGUUUGAAUGGCAGGAGUGAUGUGCCAUACUUGAUCAUUGUGUAGAUAACAUAAGAUUUCCUAGGUGGACUAGCACUCAAGAAUGUGACACACAUAAUAUGAUGCACAGCUAUGUCUAUGUUGGUCUAUAAUUUGCUAGAUUUUAUUUGCUGUCAUACAUUAAUAAGUUACUUGUGAUUAAAUGGACACACAUGCGUCAACAGAUUGAGCGCAAAAUAAAGGUUUAUAUUGCGUCUACCA